Mauremys reevesii (Reeves's turtle) is the source of this 1084-nucleotide messenger RNA. It is a transcript of the gene FOXB2, whose product is annotated as forkhead box B2. Gene Ontology annotation, molecular function: DNA-binding transcription factor activity, RNA polymerase II-specific; RNA polymerase II cis-regulatory region sequence-specific DNA binding. The record is from RefSeq and is a predicted model, not a curated record. The transcript has a single exon. Gene Ontology annotation, biological process: cell differentiation; anatomical structure morphogenesis; regulation of transcription by RNA polymerase II. NCBI's taxonomy places the organism in Eukaryota, Metazoa, Chordata, Testudines, Geoemydidae. The coding region runs from base 19 to 1011 and encodes 330 amino acids.
CGGGCACCCGGGGCGGCGAUGCCGAGGCCGGGGAAGAGCUCCUACAGCGACCAGAAGCCGCCCUACUCCUACAUCUCGCUGACGGCCAUGGCCAUCCAGCACUCGGCCGAGAAGAUGCUGCCGCUGAGCGACAUCUACAAGUUCAUCAUGGAGCGGUUCCCCUACUACCGGGAGCACACGCAGCGCUGGCAGAACUCCCUGCGCCACAACCUCUCCUUCAACGACUGCUUCAUCAAGAUCCCGCGCCGGCCCGACCAGCCGGGCAAGGGCAGCUUCUGGGCGCUGCACCCGGACUGCGGCGACAUGUUCGAGAACGGCAGCUUCCUGCGGCGCCGCAAGCGCUUCAAGGUGCUGCGCCCCGAGCCGCCGCCGCUGCCCGGCGGGGUGCCCAAGGGCCCCGCGCCCCCGCCGCACGUGGUGCACUACUUCCACCCGCAGCACCCGGGCAAGAUGCAGGGCCUGGGCACCUCGGAGGCGGCCGUGGCUGCCGCUGCCGCCGCCGCCGCCGUCGGGAGGCUGCCGCACUUCCAGCCCUACGGCCUCAAUGGGAGCAGCCCAUCGUCGGGCUUCAAACAUCCCUUCGCCAUCGAGAACAUCAUCGGGAGAGAUUACAAGGGGGUGAUCCAGGCCAGCGGGCUGCCCUUGGCCUCGGUGAUGCACCAUCUCGGGUACCCGGUGUCCAGCCAGCUCAGCAACAUGGUCAGCUCCGUGUGGCCUCACGUGGGGGUGAUGGACUCGAUGGCCGGCAUGCCCGUGUCUCACGAGUAUGGACCAUUUGGGGUGCCCAUGAAGGCUCUCUGCCACCCACCCGGCCAGACUAUGCCAGCGGUUCCUGUGCCCAUCAAACCCACCCCGGCGCUGCCACCUGUGUCUGCCAUCCCCGCUCUCACAGUCAACUCUUCGCAGAUCUGCCCUUCCACUUCGCCAGCGUCUUCUUCCCUCCUUGAGCAGACUCCGCCAACCCCCUCCGAGGGCAAGAGCGCCUUACACUCUGUCCUAGUACAUUCCUAAAGGGCAGGGGCAGAGAGAGAGAGACACCUAGCCACAAAGGGUGCAUUUGUAGGGGCAAGGGAUGUAUCUGAGA